GGAAAAUAAUUUUGAAUUCAAAUGAAGAAGCUAAUAGAAGAAUUCGUUUUCCUCUUUUGCCUGGCAUCGAUUGUUCGGGCAAAAUCUACUUUAAACGGAACGAGUUCCGAACAGAGGAGCACUGGACAGCUCCUGCCAAUGGUUAUCAACACCUGGCCCUUUUCGGUCGCCAACGAGGAGGCGUGGCGCAUCCUGAACCUUAAAAAAGGAGGAAUAGGUCAGACGAGGGACGCCGUGGUGGGCGGAAUUUCGGAGUGCGAGAGGCUGCAGUGUCAUAAGGAAGUGGGCUACGGUGCCAAUCCCGACGAGCGCGGAGAUGUCUCGCUGGACGCCUUGGUCAUGGAUGGCAGCACCAUGGAGAUCGGGGCAGUGGGCGAUCUUCGGCGGAUUAGGAGCGCCAUCAAGGUGGCCCGUCACGUCCUGGAGCACACACAUCACACUCUUUUGGUGGGCGAUGGAGCCGCGGAUUUCGCCAAUGCCAUGGGAUUCCCGAACGAGACUCUGAACACUGCAGAAACCACAGCCAUGACCCAAAAUUGGACGGAGCAUAACUGCCAGCCGAACUUCUGGCGAAAUGUCUAUCCAGAUCCCAAGUCCUCAUGCGGUCCUUACAAGCCAUUGAAUUCGUGGGACGAGCACGCUUCUCGAACUGACCAGGUUGAGAUCGGGCCCGACAACCACGACACCAUCACCAUGGCCGCCAUCGAUGAGGAGGGAAACAUCCACGUGGGCACUUCUACCAACGGACUUAGACACACGCUACCCGGACGUGUGGGAGAUGCGUCGAUCCCUGGUUCGGGGGCCUACGCAGAUAACGAGGUGGGCGCUGCUGUGACCACCGGAGUUGGCGACACCAUGAUGCGAUUUCUUCCCUCUCUCCUCGCCGUGGAGGCCAUGCGGGCGGGCAAGACGCCGGCGGAGGCUGUGGAGUCUGUAAUCAAGCGGAUCCGGAAGUACUCCAAUGGAUUUUGUGGCGGCGUUAUUGCCAUAGAUCGCUUUGGAAACUAUUCAGUGGCCUGUAACUGCAGACCGUCUUUCAAGAAGGAAUUUCAAUACAUGGUCAGUAGCUCGGUUAACCCGAAUCAGCCAACUCGUAUGGAAUCGGUGACCUGCUCGUGGGAUCUUUCCAUACCUACUUCCAAACAGACAGUUCUUUGGUAGGCGUUUAAAUUAAAAUAUAAUGUUAUAACAACAAAAAUAGUUAAAGUUAGAAAGAAAUAUAAAUUACAACAACUAACUGCUAAUUUGAUCGCAGCUGUAAACACAAUAAAAAUUUACAUUUUUCCUGUGGAAUUGGCUGCAGGUUGUACAUGAACUUUUCUGCAAAAA
This is a messenger RNA of Drosophila takahashii, 1329 nucleotides long. RefSeq names its product putative N(4)-(beta-N-acetylglucosaminyl)-L-asparaginase GD10667. The record is from RefSeq and is a predicted model, not a curated record. Lineage: Eukaryota; Metazoa; Arthropoda; Insecta; Diptera; Drosophilidae. Gene Ontology annotation, molecular function: asparaginase activity; N4-(beta-N-acetylglucosaminyl)-L-asparaginase activity; beta-aspartyl-peptidase activity. Gene Ontology annotation, biological process: protein deglycosylation. Gene Ontology annotation, cellular component: lysosome; cytoplasm.